AGCGAACAGUGCCGGGAAAUACAGCAGUGGAACCGCACUGGCUCCGAUGCUCGUGCUGAUCUCAGUGUGCCAGAACAAUGUAAAUCUGUGCGAGUGGCUCUUCCUUUCUCGUCUCAGCCUCAUCUGGACGCACCUCAGCUGCACCUUGAGCGCCUGACAAGUGUUGUUUCAUAGUGUGAGGGGGGGGGGGGGAUCAUCGGACAGAAGCGACCCCCCGCGUGAAACUGGGACCUGCCGGCUCUGGGGAGCUCUGACAAGUCUUUUGAGAGUGGGAUGAACCAAAGUGCAGACUGUUGAGAUUUGUUCCUUCCUCCCGUCAAGAAGAUCCAUCUGGCCCCGUCCUCUGCAGCCGGUCCUCGUUUGAAGGAGGCAGCGCAUCUCUGUUCUUUCAAGGGACGCUGCACCUAGUCUUUGACGAUGAAGUUUAACUUGUUCAGAAGGCCAGAGGCCAUGGCGGCCGCCGAGCCCACCGGUGCCACCGGUGCCACCACCACCGCCACCGGGUCUCCCACCCCGGCCGUUAUCUCCACCACGUCGCUGGACACCUCCGGCUCCAACGGCACCGAGAUCAGCAAGAAUGACAUGUUUGAGGAAAUCAAGAGCAAGUUUUUGAAUGAAAUCGACAAAAUCCCACUGCCUCCGUGGGCUCUGAUUGCCAUCGCUGUGGUGGCCGCAUUGCUCAUCCUCACCUGCUGCUUCUGCAUUAUCAAGAAAUGCUGCUGCAAGAAGAAGAAGAACAAGAAAGGGAAGAAGGGCAAGGACGGCUUCAACAUGAAGAACAUGCAGGGAGGCGAGACACACCAGGACGACGACGACGACGAAGAAGGGGAGACCGGACUGACGGAGGAGGAGAAGGAGGAGGAGGAGAAAGAGGAGGAGAAACUGGGCAAGCUGCAGUACUCGAUAGAUUACGACUUUGAGAACACCAAGCUCACGGUUGGCAUCCUUCAAGCUGCCGACCUCAUCUCCAUGGACUCGGGCGGAACCUCCGAUCCCUACGUCAAGGUCCACCUCUUCCCCGACAAGAAGAAGAAGCAUGACACCAAGGUGCACAAGAAGACGCUGAACCCCGUCUUCAACGAGACGUUUGUGUUCAAGGUGCCCUACGAGGAACUUGGGGGCAAGACGCUGGUGAUGUCCGUGUACGAUUACGACCGAUUUUCCAAACAUGACGUCAUCGGAGAGGUGAAAGUUCCCAUGAACACCAUCGACCUGGGACGGCCGAUCGAGGAGUGGAAGGAUCUGGAGAGCGCAGACCAAGAGGAGCCUGAGAAACUGGGAGACAUCUGCAUCUCGCUGCGUUACGUCCCCACCGCUGGAAAGCUCACCGUCUGCAUCCUGGAGGCAAAGAAUCUGAAGAAGAUGGACGCCUGCGGACUAUCUGAUCCCUACGUCAAGAUCCAGCUGCUGCAGGGUGGUAAGCGUCUGAAGAAGAAGAAGACUACGGUGAAGAAGAACACACUAAAUCCGUACUACAAUGAAUCCUUCAGCUUUGAAAUCCCCCUAGAGCAGAUGCAGAAAAUCUUGGUGGCGGUCACAGUGUUCGAUUACGACAAGAUCGGUAAGAACGACGCCAUCGGGAAGAUCUUCGUGGGCAGCAAGGCGACCGGUCUGGGCCUGAAGCACUGGUCCGACAUGCUGGCCAACCCGCGCCGCCCCAUCGCCCAGUGGCACGCAUUGCAACCCGAGGAGGACAUUGAUGGUCAGCUGGCGUCUUUGGCUGCAAAGAAGUAACAUGCUCCACCGACCAGCUAAUGCACUAACUCAGAAAUCCAACCCCCCCCCCCCCCCCCCCCCCCCCCCCUUACUUUGCAUGAAACCCAUGACUUAACACGUGGCGACUCGUCGCGACAACUGCUCAGCAAAAAAGAGACAUCGUAGAAUAUCUUGCUCAUUCAUUCACGGUAAAGACGGAAAAAAAAAAAACCCAAACUCUUUUUAAACAUCACAUUUCCCACGUUAGUGUUGGCUGAGAAGAGUGGCGUCGGGCUAUUGAUUGGGCGAAGGGGUUCCUGAACGAUCGACUCGUGGUCUUUCUUUCGUCGGAAGAAAACGUAGAAACUGAUUCUUAGGGUGCUGACACUGAACGAAAGUCUCGGUGAAGACGAUUCUGGAAAUAGAGCUUUAGUUUAGUUAGUGGCGCAUGCUUUACUUACCUCCCCCGCUGCUCUGCAUUCACCACGUCCAGCGUUGUAUCUUGCUAAUAAGUGUGCUAUAACUUGCAAUAGAAAGUACCGUAGUACGGGGCUAUUUUUUCCCGCACAGAGUCCGGCACUCCGUUUGAGUCUAUUCAUGCAAACAACAUUUGGUUGAGGACGAGUGAGGUCGAGGUCGUUGGAUUGCAAUGUGUUGUAAAAAAAAAAAAAGGAAAAAAGAAAAAAGGAUCAAUUCAUUUCAUCAGCUCACGUUUGAGGAGGAGAUGCACACAGUGCAGUCGCGUACAGUGUGGGCAGGGACGCCAGCGUCAUCUGCUCUUUGUUGCUUUGUUUUUCUGUGUUGCCACGAAGGAGCCGCCUAUGCAUUUGAGGUUCAACACACGUUCGUCUGUGUCUUCGGACAGAUCUAAUGUAGUGCAGGAACACAAAGGGUGCCUUUCCUGAUACAGUAGGCGUCGGUGUCUACACACUGCGAAUGUGCCAUCUGAAAUAUGUCUUGAGCUGCGUUGACCGCUUGGAUGUAAAAACCUCGCUCGCCCACACAGGGACGCGGGGCUACCAGAGGGUUUACCAAUGAAGUUCAAAACAACUAUCACAAUGCUUCCGGAUUCCGCUGUUGCGUCCGAAAAAAUUGCUACCUGUCGCAUUUUGUUUUUUAAAUAUCCAUUCAACUGAAUACAUGUCUUUCUUUGAAGAAUGUAGUAGUUUACACUAAAGCCAACGUAAGUACCGAUAAGACAAAGAUGUUUUCAUAGAGAACUGAUGUUGAAAGCUGCAACUGCACUUUUAAAGCGAACGGGGGGGGUUCAACUACAAAAUGCAGGUUUGUGAAAUGUCAACAACGUGCUCCAUCAAACAUAUGACAUAUGACACAAUAUACAUGUCCAGGAUCCAUUCGCUUGAACCAAAUAGAGCCGCAGAGUCGAGCAUGUAUCACACCAUCAGAGUAUUUCACGUUGUUUAGAACAAUCAUUCAUUAGACACAAGCUUUGUAAAAACCUGCAGGCGACGUGCUGCAACAUGGUGGCGUUUAAACUUCAUCACAGACUUGCUGUGUCAGUGUGACGUGCAGAGGAAUGGAGGUGAAGAGGCCAUCAGGCUUUUGACCAACUGAACACCCGGUUGUGAUUUUAAAAAGAAAAGACUGCUGCAUUAAUAGGACUAAUAGAAUUCAUUUGGAGAAUCAUCCGACUGAAUUCAAGAGGUUCUUUAGGAAGUCCUCAAGGUGAUUUUAAGAAUUAAAAAAAAAAAAAAUCAAACUCUUUUUUUAGAGUCCAAGAAUCAAGUAAAAUCAAUGUUUAAGAAUCGAGCAGAACAAACAGUUUUAAACUAUUAACGAAUAUAUAUAUAUAUUUAAAUUGAUUACAUGGCCACUUUUUGAUAAGAAAAUAAAGUUAAAUUCAUUUAGACACCAGUGUCUUUGUCCUGUUUUUUUAAAAUUAAAUUUAAAAAGAUAAAAUAGUGUCUAGGGAUGAAAUGAACCACACAUGGGAUUUGAAAUUGUCGUGAUGCAGACUUUGGUAUAAUUAGUGUCACAAUAUGCAAUAAACUCGGACAAGCUGCUGCAACUUAGGGUUUGUUCAAAGCAGAUUACACUUUUUGAGUCAUGUAAUCCGAGAAAGAGAAGUUCAAAUGUGAGGACAGACUUCAGUUUUCCCUCCGAAUGUGCGUAAGUUGUAAAAUCCACAUGAUCGCAGUCUUUCUUUGCCACCAGGGAUAAGGGUGACUCUAAAAGGAAGGAAAACAGCAGCGCACAGAUCGGUCCACCAACAGUUCUUCUUCCUAGCGUUGACAUUAUGCAUUGCUCAGAUCUGUGAAUAGGCUACAGCAUGUAUUGACAAGACGAUGUAAAUAGCAGCAUGUCUUAAAGAAGAGUCAUUAUUAUAUUGUGUAUGUGUGUGUGUUUGUGUUCUAUGUCAUUUUUGAUAAUAAAAAGAGAGUAAAAGAAAAAACUGAGUAUGCACUGACUGCAAAGUGUAUGUAUUUUUGCUAAAUGGGAAUGAAUGUAUGUCUGAAUAAUUCAUGUUCGGGUUCACGGGCUCCUUUAAAGCCUGGAAUUAUAGCAGGGUUGCUUUAUGUGAAGAUCCACUUAGUUUUGCCAUAAAACUGCACGAGUGUCUACUUUUCUGUCAUUGUUAUGUGUGUGUGUGUCCCUCUGUGCUAAAUCCAGUGUAACUGGGCUACAGGUCAUGUAAUUAUUGUUCAUUAUGCUUGCACUUGUUAUCGCAGUUUCGGUCGCUGACCAGUAAACUGUACAUGUAAAAAAAAGAAAGAAAAGAAAAGGAGAAUAUUUGCUGGCUCCUUGUUUUUCUAUCUCAGUGUACCAUAAGUGUUUCCUUCAUUUACUCCUGCCAGAUGAGUGUCAAGUCAUAGUUAAUCAAAUGUAGUGGACAACUUUUUUUCCUUUCUUCAUUUCCCGUGCUUCAUACAGCAAAAUUGUACAUUUUCGUCUUAUUGCUAUUCAAAUAAACCUGCUCUCAUCUGUCUGGUCAUACAAAAGAAGUGAGUGAAAUCAGUAUUUUGCAUUUAAAAUGAACCCAUUUUUUUAAAGAGCUAUUAAAAACAGUAUUUUUAAAAUUUAUUUUCUGAGUUAGUGUGUGUGAAAUACUAUUACUGCAUAUUAUUGAUGCAGUCCUCUUGAAGUAGCUCCGGUCUGAUAAUCAGGCGAUCAAUAAUCCUUUCAUUACCAAACGUCACUUUGCGAGUGAACACACAGUUCAGCUAAUGGGCUGCAGUGGGAUGAGCCGGUGUUGUGUCACCUGUGCAUGCAAUGAGAUAUCGAUUGCUGUAUCUGUCGUGACAUCUCUAAUGUGGGGAUUUUUUUUUUUUUUACAAAUUCAUACAGUGGAUGAAGAUGAACAAUUACAGUUUUCACCGUGACAGUCCAUCUCUCAGAGUAUAACGUGUCUGUGUCCCUGGGGUUUGGAGGAAGACAGACAUUGCACGUUCACAUGUUUAAUAUCUACAAGAUUCAUUUCCACAGUCUGUUGUCAAAUGUAAGUUCAUUAGAAGCGCCUCAUUACAUUCCUCUCUACAACUUGUGUAAUUUCUCACUCUCGUCUACAUAUUGUGUCUAUCUACAUCCAAUCUAUAGUCUCAGUGUCCUAUUUUGUGUAUCUGCAAUAAGACCAAUUGAUCCUGUGUUUGUUUGUUUGUUUGUUUGGGGUUUAAUCGGGGAAAUACAGUAUAUGAAUUUGUCCCUUCUCUGCAAUGCAGGCAACAGAAUCCCUGUCUUCCUGGGUCUCACGAGCUGUCUUGAGCACAGCGUCGACCCAUUCAGUGCAGAACAACAUUCGCAAUGCAAUACUGCCAACCUGCUGCUUCAGUAAACCUGCUGGCUCCUCCUAUGUGUACAUAUAUCCACGACACAGAACAUCCAAAGAGACGAUUGUAAUGCACCCACCUACUGAGCAACAUAGACAAGGGAACUGCUUGAAUUUAACUCGUUUUUUGUCUCGUUGUAGAGGUGUGUCGCUAGUUUUUGUGAGCUGCAUGAUUUAUUUCCUUACAAAAAAAUCCAUGUUUUCCAGCAAAGGAGACAACAAAAAGACCAAAAAACUUGUACUCAUAUAUCACUCUGUAGAACUGGAGUACUCAAGGGAACCAAAAUAUGGGAUGUUGUCAGGGCUUAUCUCUGUGUUGUAAAAAUGUAAUCAUAGGAAAUAAAGGCAUUUUAAGUA
Molecule: messenger RNA, 5836 nt
Organism: Scophthalmus maximus (turbot)
Lineage: Eukaryota; Metazoa; Chordata; Actinopteri; Pleuronectiformes; Scophthalmidae
Gene: syt2b
Product: synaptotagmin-2
Exons: 9
Coding region: 418-1734 (438 amino acids)
Biological process (GO): synaptic vesicle endocytosis; regulation of calcium ion-dependent exocytosis; calcium ion-regulated exocytosis of neurotransmitter
Cellular component (GO): synaptic vesicle membrane; axon; dense core granule
Molecular function (GO): calcium-dependent phospholipid binding; syntaxin binding; calcium ion binding
Source: RefSeq, a predicted model, not a curated record